GGGCAUACGGGAAGCCGGAUGCGAGCCGGGGCUGGCGGGCGGGGGGCUCCGGAGCCAGCAGGCCAGCGGCUGCGCGGGUAGCAGGGCCCCGGCGCGGCGGAGCCAUUCGCCGCUCGCCUCCCUCCCCCCGCGGCGCUUUGCUUUGCUUUGCUUUUAUUUUAUUUUCUUUUCUUUUUUCUUUUUUUCUUCUCUUUUCUUUCUUUUUUUUUUUUUUUUUCCUCUUCCCUUCCUCCCAGAGCGGAGGCGGCGGCGGGGCCGGGCACGUGUGCUGGGGCCCGGGCACCGUGACUCAUGAGGCGCCGGGGCUGAGGAGGGCGAGUCCCCGGGGGAGGGCCGCCCGCCCGCCCGCCACGCUGCCGCCGCCGCCGCUUCGCGCCCCUGCCUCGGCUGCGCGUCUCCCAGACCCCGGAGCCUGCGCCUGGCUUAGGUUGGUACUAAGAAGUGCCUUUCCUGACGUCUCCGCUGCUAGAGCAGCCGCUGCUUUUGCCUUGCUUGCUGCCAGCUAGACCGCGAGGACAGCGCAUCGCCGCCACCGGGCCGGGCUCCGCCGAGGGAAGGGCGCUGGCGGGCCUUGCCGCAGGCUGCUUUACUGUACAAUAAAAGUUUGCCGCCAAGGUCAGACCUCUGCUGCCCGAAAACCGAGGAGAGGAGAGAAAACAAACAAACAAACCAAACCACCCCCCAACAGCCCCCGUCUCGGUCGCUGCUCUAAACUGCUGCAUCUGUCUAUGCCAAACUAAUCGAUCCCGGUUGCACCACAGACUUCCCCCCGCUGCCUGGAGACCCCUCUGCCAGCCCCUCCCUGCCAGCAGCUCGGACACCCCGCUCCCGGGUCCAUGCUUGCCUUGUGGGCUCCGCUGGGCUCCCAGGAUGGGCUGCUGAGCCCCGGCUACACCUUUUAACCUUCACCUCUGCUGGCAAACUCGGCCUUGCUGGGAGCGCGGAAGGCUGCGCCGGGUAGCAGUGGCACGCUGUGAGCUCCCCGCUGGCACCGCUGCUCCGUGGGAGCCUCGGCCACCCUCUUUCUGCACGUACUGUGAAAAAUAGGGAGCGGGGCGGGGGGGAAAAAGGAGAGGAAAAAAAAAAAAAAAGAAGUAUUCUGGAGGUGGCACUUUCAUCAUUUCCAGUUUGAUCAGUUCAGCGACUCGUUGGUCCGUUCCGUCGGAGCUUGUAACUACCUGUAAAGGCUAAAGAUGGCUGUUAGUGUCACGCCGAUUCGGGACACAAAAUGGCUAACGCUGGAGGUGUGUAGGGAGUUCCAAAGGGGGACUUGCUCACGACCAGACACGGAAUGUAAAUUUGCACACCCAUCGAAAAGCUGCCAAGUCGAAAACGGACGUGUAAUCGCCUGCUUUGAUUCAUUGAAAGGUCGAUGUUCAAGGGAAAACUGCAAAUAUCUUCACCCACCACCACACUUAAAAACACAGCUGGAGAUCAAUGGACGCAAUAACCUGAUCCAGCAGAAGAACAUGGCCAUGCUGGCCCAGCAGAUGCAGCUUGCCAAUGCCAUGAUGCCUGGUGCCCCACUGCAGCCCGUGCCGAUGUUCUCCGUGGCACCCAGCCUAGCUGCCACCAAUGCCUCAGCCGCCUUCAACCCCUACCUGGGGCCUGUGUCCCCAGGCCUGGUCCCCACGGAGAUCCUGCCCACUGCGCCCAUGCUGGUGACAGGGAACCCUGGCAGCGUCCCGGUGCCCGCCGCUGCCGCCGCCGCCGCCCAGAAGCUGAUGAGGACAGACAGGCUGGAGGUGUGUCGAGAGUACCAACGUGGCAACUGCAACAGGGGGGAGAACGACUGCCGCUUCGCCCACCCCGCCGACAGCGCCAUGAUCGACACCAACGACAACACCGUCACCGUCUGCAUGGAUUACAUCAAGGGGAGGUGCUCCCGGGAAAAGUGCAAAUACUUCCACCCUCCUGCCCACCUGCAAGCCAAGAUCAAGGCUGCCCAGUACCAGGUUAACCAGGCUGCAGCUGCCCAGGCAGCAGCGACUGCAGCUGCCAUGACUCAGUCGGCUGUCAAAUCACUGAAGCGACCCCUCGAGGCAACCUUUGACCUGGGAAUUCCUCAAGCUGUACUCCCCCCAUUACCAAAGAGGCCUGCGCUUGAAAAAACCAAUGGUGCCACCGCAGUCUUUAACACUGGUAUCUUCCAGUACCAGCAAGCUCUUGCCAACAUGCAGUUACAGCAGCAUACAGCCUUCCUCCCACCAGGCUCAAUAUUGUGCAUGACACCCGCUACAAGUGUUGUUCCCAUGGUGCACGGUGCUACGCCAGCCACUGUGUCUGCAGCAACAACAUCUGCCACAAGUGUUCCCUUCGCUGCAACAGCCACAGCCAACCAGAUACCCAUAAUAUCUGCCGAACAUCUGACUAGCCACAAGUAUGUUACACAGAUGUAGACGUUUUGUCAUCAAACAAUCAUAACAGAAGAGCAAAGGACAGUGUGUUUGGGUUGGGAAGAGGAGGAGCUCAUCAGCCAUAGUGUAUAUACCGCCAGCCACACCCCAACUCCCUCAGCAGUAAGCCCUCCACACCUUGCAUGUUAAGCGGGACGAGCGAAGAGAGCGCGGCAAAGUCCGCCCCACACACUGUUGCCUAUCUAAACUUUGUACAUGGAAUCGAUAUCUUUGUGCUGAGGUGAUUUCUUUCCCUUGUCCAAGGAGUCCAGCAUUGUCUCUCUUUUCUAGCAACAGGGGCUGGGGAGGGGGGAGGGCCCACGUGCCUGGCUCAGACUCCUUCCCUUCUCCACAAUCACAUCAGUCGCCUGGAAAAGACAGCCGAUGGCGCGGCCGCGACUCUCCCCAUGUGUUGGUACGUCUGUAGACCAAGAGAUCCUUCUUUUUGUUUUUGUUAUGAUGAUGAUGAUGAUGAUGAUGAUGAUGGAAAGCAAAGUUUUCUUUCAUUCAUUUCCUUUUUUUCCAAGGUUUACAAAUAACAAAAGGUUGCACCUUGUAUUUAAAAGUCGCCAUGGUAGAGCAGAGAGCCUGCAUGCACAGUGAAAA
Messenger RNA from Pogoniulus pusillus (Red-fronted tinkerbird), 3002 nucleotides. It is a transcript of the gene MBNL1, whose product is annotated as muscleblind like splicing regulator 1. Gene Ontology annotation, cellular component: nucleus. The transcript has 11 exons. Gene Ontology annotation, biological process: regulation of RNA splicing. Gene Ontology annotation, molecular function: RNA binding; metal ion binding. The coding region runs from base 1194 to 2399 and encodes 401 amino acids. The record is from RefSeq and is a predicted model, not a curated record. Lineage: Eukaryota; Metazoa; Chordata; Aves; Piciformes; Lybiidae.